GCCAUCUGUGUCCUUUUGUGGGAACGAGUCUAACAAAGGACUGGUUCUCGGCACUCUGCUGCUUUCGCGUGGGGACCACAGCAGCCUGGCAGCGACAUGUACCCCUCUAACUGUUCCACGCACAGUGACGCCGUGGAGGUGUCUGUGGCCACACUUCUGCUGCUGGAGGGCGCACUGGGCCUGCUGGGCAAUGCUGUGGCGCUCUGGACCUUCUUCUGCCGCCUGAAGGUGUGGCGGCCGUACGCCGUCUACUUGUUCAACCUGGCGGUCGCGGACCUCCUGCUGGCCAUCUGCCUGCCCUUCCAUGUGGUCUUUUUCCUGAGACACAAGACCUGGGGCUGGGGCCACGGGUCUUGCCGAGCCCUGCUGUUCCUGCGCACCCUCAGCCACCAGGUGAGCGUCGCCUUCCUCACCGCCGUGGCUUUGGACCGUUACCUCCGAGUGGUCCACCCUCAGCUCAAGGUCAACCUUCUGUCCUCGCGGGGGGCCCGGGGAGUCUCAGCCGUUGUCUGGCUCCUGAUGGUCGCCCUCACCCACCAAAGCUUGUUCACCUCGGAGGACCAGUGCCCCAGGUCUGACGCCAGCGGGGGUGCCUCCUUCAGCCUUACGUGGCAAGAAGCCCUCACCUUCCUCCAGUUCGUUCUUCCCUUCAGCCUCAUCUUGUUCUGCAAUGCUGGCAUCAUCAGGACCCUGCAGAAGCGGCUCCGAGACCCGGACAGACAGCCCAAACUGCAGCGCGCCCGGGCACUGGUGGCCGCCGUCGUGGUGCUGUUCGCGCUGUGCUUCCUGCCCAGCUUCCUGGCCCAGAGCCUGAUGGCCAUCGUCCGCGGGGUGCACAGCUGCAGGGUCCUGAGUGCACUGGAGCACAUGGUGGACGUGACCAGCAGCCUGACCGGCCUGCAGAGCGUGCUGAACCCGGUGGUGUACUGCUUCUCCAACCCCGCGUUCAGGAACUCGUACCGCAAGGUCUUCUCCACCCUCAGAGGCCAAGGCAGGACGCCGAGGCUCGGGGCUGCGACCUCAGACACUCCAACUCCUGAGGAGUAGGACAGCCAGCUCCCCCAGCCCCGUGUUUGUGGGCAAUGCCUGGGAGCUCAGUAAGAAUGACCAGUAGCUACGAUCCGGAAGAAAAGGAAGCCUGAGACGGCGCUAUAGAGAUCAGGCUACAAACGUGGGCAAAGCGGCAGCAAAUGCUGUGAUUUACUGUGUUUACCAGGGUUUUCUUCUGCUACUGUACAUAAUAGAGCAGCAAACCACAAUUAGGAAGCCCUUGUACGCAGUUACAAUGCAGGCUAAAUUGCUCAAUUGAAAACUUCGGCAGCCACUGCGUAUCCACACCUGAAGAAAGGUACACUGAUGGAUCAGUAGUGGAAGAGAGGGGGGCUGGAAGCUGGGAUUGUUCUGACUCCAGCUGGUCCACGUGAGUCAUUUUCCUUUUCUGCAGUUUGUAAAUGCAAAAACUCUGUGCUUCCGUCCCAUCUCUUGCACAGAUGUGUGAUGAUUGACCUGGGAAAGGGGGCUUUGGGAUUCUACAAAGAGCUUCUGGUGUGUCUAAGCUGUCUUCCCUACUCAGCUCUAUUUGGCACAUGAUGUGUUUAGUUUGAUAAAUGUUCACUUCAUUUGUGUAGAUAUACAUUACAUCAAAGACAAUACAGCUAGUUCCCUAGUUUAUUAUA
Molecule: messenger RNA, 1676 nt
Organism: Rhinolophus ferrumequinum (greater horseshoe bat)
Lineage: Eukaryota; Metazoa; Chordata; Mammalia; Chiroptera; Rhinolophidae
Gene: GPR31
Product: G protein-coupled receptor 31
Exons: 1
Coding region: 97-1047 (316 amino acids)
Biological process (GO): G protein-coupled receptor signaling pathway
Cellular component (GO): membrane
Molecular function (GO): G protein-coupled receptor activity
Source: RefSeq, a predicted model, not a curated record